AUGUACGUCUUGGGAGAAAAGUUGAUCGACCGCACAUUCCAGAACGAUGUCGUCGACGCCAUAAUCUACCGCCAUAUCACUGCGCGACUGAGUCAAAAGCCCCUGCGCUACAAAGUACCUGAUCUGCAAGCUAUCGGAAUCAUCUACGAGGGCGCUCCGAGGAAAGCCCCAGUGAUACGUCUCCUGGUGGAUCUGUGGGCUUUCAACAUGGACUCCUCUUGGGUCACGAAGACGAGACUUCGAGCGCCAGAGAACAAACUUUUUCUGGAUGACCUCUUACCGGCACUGUUAGACAGGCGAGGACUCCCGGAUGCUUCUCAAGCUAGGCCAUGGAUCUCGCAACGAAGUUCCUAUUACAACAAGGGUGUCGUGAUCAAGAGCGAAACGCCGGAAGACCGGGGCGACGAGGCGAUCUUUGAGCCUUUCAUCAAGGAUGAGCCCGCUGAGGAGGAACCUUUCGUUAAGAACGAGCCUUACGUUGGGGAUGAAGCUCACAUCAAGGAAGAGCCUUCUAUGAUAGAUGAGCCCUUCAUCAAGGACGAGCCUUCUAGCGAGAUGGAGCUCUCCAGCGAGGAAGAAUCUUCCAGCGAGGAUGGAUCUGCCAGCGAGGAUGAGCCUUCCAACAAGACUGACCCUUCCGUCCAGGAGGAGGUGGACGUGCUUGAUGCAUUCUGGGGUAUGUAG
Messenger RNA from Alternaria ventricosa, 684 nucleotides. RefSeq lists its product as uncharacterized. Lineage: Eukaryota; Fungi; Ascomycota; Dothideomycetes; Pleosporales; Pleosporaceae. The record is from RefSeq and is a predicted model, not a curated record. Bases 1 to 684 code for a protein of 227 amino acids. The transcript has a single exon.